UAAAAAGUACGUUGGAAACUAAAUGGUUGUGUACUAUCUACGCUGUCAUCUAUUUUGCAUUUUUUUAAUCAACAGUUAUUAUCUAAAAAUAGAAUGAAAAUAAAAUGUUCCCUAUAAAAGGUCCCAUUUUUACUGCAGAAGACAGAGAGGCAAGAAGAAGGAAGACAGCAAGAAAAAACAACGAAAAAAGGUUUUCUUCAAAAUGAAGUUGGUUGUUUUGCUUUUAACUUGUUUGGUUUUGUGCAGUGCGUAUGAACAACAAGAAGAAGAAUUUAAAGUCGACUUUUUGGAUCUAGAAUCGGUAUCCGAUGCAGUUCAAGAUGAUCGAUUCCAAGCAGAAUUGACGGAAGACGAAAAAGGAAUAUUUAAUGAAAUGAGUAAAGAUGAGCUAGCUGAGUUGUUAACCCACGAUGAAGACGAGGAUGAUUUUGACAUGUUAUCCGAAGAUAAAGAAAUGAGAGACCCUGGAUGGGGACGCCGACGUCGACGACGAUCGUCUCGCCGACGCCGACGUCGAGGAUGGUUAAGAAGAACUGCUAAAAAAGUAAGGAAACUUAUUAAGAAGCAUGGCAAGGUCAUCAAAGGUGCUUCCAAAAUAUUGCGAAAAAAGCUUCAUACCUGCUGCAGCACAUAUGGAAGCAAAUGUUACGGUGAAUGGUACUGCUUUGCUGGACCCCGUAGGGGAUAACUCCAAUUAACUGCCCAAUCAAAAAAAAUAAACGUGUUUUUUAAAAUAUAUCUAUAACUUUGUAUUACGCACUGAAUAGUAAAUAAAUUGUCAUUGUGGA
This is a messenger RNA of Hydractinia symbiolongicarpus, 788 nucleotides long. RefSeq lists its product as uncharacterized. NCBI's taxonomy places the organism in Eukaryota, Metazoa, Cnidaria, Hydrozoa, Anthoathecata, Hydractiniidae. The record is from RefSeq and is a predicted model, not a curated record. The transcript is spliced from 3 exons. Bases 203 to 688 code for a protein of 161 amino acids.